AUGAGAGCCAGGCCUGGGCCAGAGGAGGUCGACAGAGCGUUGGACACAUUCGUAGCAGACGCCUCCAUCAAAGUCAUGGUCAUCUACUUAGACCCCCACAGAGGACCACGGGUAGAGUACGCCAUGCCUUCUCAGGUGACAGAGCAGCUGGUCUACUUCAUCCGCACAUUGGAGGCACCAAUCACAGAAGAGACGUUUGAAAUAGCCGUGCAGUUUGGCACGGUGCGUGGCAAUGCCACAGAGGCCCUGCUGCGGCUGAUGAAUGGCGUGCAUGCCCCGCUGGUCACCCAAAGCUCUGCCUGGACAGGGCACAAGAAUUUAUUCACUGCCCCCAUGCACUCCUUCCUCAUUAACCUCACAGACACCAGAUUCAAGGAGGUGAACAAGACUGUGCUGUACAUUCCAUUGGAGGCCCUGCAGCAAAGCCCUGAGGAGGCCAGCAAGGACAAGGAGCUAGUGCAGAGACUAGAGAUCGUGGUAAUACACUGGACAAGGCAGAUCAAGGAGGUGCUGAAUGCCCAGCAGGCAGUGGUGAUAGGCCAAAGCUUGGGUCCCCUGGAGGAGAUCAGCUUCUGGAGGAGACGUGGCACUGACCUGUUGGGUAUCAGCCGACAGCUGCAGAAGCCUGAAGUCAGACUCAUCCAGAACACCCUGCAGCUCUCCAAGUCCUCCUACAUAACAUCCUUCUGUAAACUGGCCGAGGAGAUACAGGAUAGCUCUCUGCAGGCCCAGUCCAACAUGUCCUUCUUGUCCAUACUAAAGGAGCCUUGCAAAGAGCUGGCCCAGCUACACCCCAACCAGGUGGCCCCCAAGCUCCAACACAUCAUUAACCUCAUCCGCAUCAUCUGGGUCAACUCCCCCUUCUACAACACCACAGAGAGGAUUACAGCUCUCUUCCGCAAGAUGAGUAAUGAGAUCAUCCGCCUGUGCUGUCGAAGCAUCUCUCUGGACGGGAUCUUUGAGGGCUAUGUUCUCUCCAGCAAGCAGACCCUUACAGAAUGCAUCGACUGCUGCCUGGCCUGGAAGGAAGCUUACCUGCAGACUUCACAGAGGCACCACAAGUACUCUCCUCAAGGCUGGGUUGCUGACUGGACCAGCAUCUUUGCCCAGGUUGAUGCCUUUGUUCAAAGGUGCAAAGAACUUCUUGAGGUGUGCGACUGCCAGCAGCAGUUUGCCCGUUUUGAGGAAGGCCAGCAGCUGGACCUGCCGUGCUUCCCAGGUUGCCUUGGGCCUGAGGUUACCCGUAGCCUGCUGGAGAUGGAGAACACCUUCCGCCGCAACCUCCAGACCCUGGCCUCUGCUGGGAAAGGCAUCCUCGAUGUCAAGAACACUGCCUGGCACGAUGACUACAACAGGUUUCGUGCCUCGGUUAAGGAUUUGGAGGUGAGCUUGCAGAACCUGAUCAAUUUGACAUUCAAGACGGUGAAAACGGUGGAGGAGGGAGUUCAGCUGCUGGACGCCUUUCAUCACUUGUACGCCCGAGAGGCCAUCAAGCGGACCUUAGAUAGGAAGACAGUGCAGGUGUACACCAUCUUUAAUAACGAGCUCAACCUGGUCAAUAAUGAGCUGAGCCAGAAGGCCAGAGAUACUCCCACCCACAUAGAUCGGGCCCGCUGGGCCCGAAUCCUUCGACGCCGCAUAGAGAACCCCAUGGAGGUGCUCCGGUGGGCCCACUUCCUGCCCAAGACAGAGAUCUGCAGUGAGGUGCACCUGGCCUAUAGCCAGCUGGUCGAGAUACUGGAUGAGCUGCUGAGGAAGAGCUUCAGUGAGUGGAGCCAGGGCCUGGACAGAGAGAGCUUCAAGAGGCUGGACCAGCCCCUCAUGGUGCGGAGCAGAGAGAACACUGCCAUACUGGAUGUCAAUUUUGACCAGAAACUGCUGAAAAUGUUCUCUGAGAUCAAUUACUGGGAGCGUCUGGGCUUUGAGAUUCCCCACUACGUGAUCAAUCUCUACCAGCGCAGGGAGGACCUCAGGGUGCUCCGGGAGAAUGUUCUGCUGCUAGUCCAGGACCACAGCAGGAUGAUAGCAGACCUGCCUGCUGAUGAGCUUGGCUUGUUCCGGGAGCACAUCCGCUUUUUGGAUAAGAAGUUCCAGCCGGGGCUCACCAAGCUACUGUGGUCAUCCAAAGGAGCCUCCAACCUUUUCAUCAGUGACUGUCGUCAGCACAUCGCCAAGGUUCAGUUGAUAGUGCAUGAGUACAAGGUAGCCUACCUGGCCAUCUCUGGACUCUGUCAGCAGAUCAGUGAAGCCUUGCUGUUUCGUGUGGAUGGCAAGACUGUGUUUAGGGAUCUGGAGUUUGACAACAACCAGAAGGCCCACCAACAGCGCCAGCUCCAGAAGCUGUGCUCAGCACACCGGGAAAUCGUGGAAAUUAUGACCCACGUCUACGACACCUUCUGCAGCGCUGGACCUGAGGUUCAGCAGCACUGGGUGACCCACACUGAGAAGGUGGAUCGUAUGGUGGAGGAGGCCCUGCGACUCAACAUCAAGUGGUCUCUGCAAGAGCUCGCCAAGGCCAUCAAUGGGGACAGCAAGACAUCCCCCAACCCCCUCUUCAUGGUGCAGGUGGUCUUGAGGGAGGAACCCUCAAGGAAAAAGGCCCAGGUGGAGUUCUCCCCCAUGCUAGAGAAGCUGGCACAGAUUGUGAACAACAUCAGUUCUCAGCUGAUCAGCACCAUAUCAAUCUUCAAACGGCUGCCAGACCUCCUCACCAACAAACCCUCACAGAGGAAGCCUAUGCACGUCAUUAUUGAGCAGGAUGAGGAGAUUUCAAAGAUCCAGGCUGCGGUGGCUGAAGGGAUGAUGUCCAAUGCCGCCCACCUGCAGGACUACCUGAAGAUUUGGGACAAACACAAGGAUAUCUGGGAGAUCAACAAGGACUCCUUCAUAAGACGCUACCACAAACAAAACUUAACCGUCUCCUCCUUUGAUGCAGAUAUAAGCAGGUACAUGGAGGUGGCCAACAACAUUCAGAGGGAGGAGAUGUUGCUGAAUAUGGAGUUCGUCUUGCUGGACUGCUCCUCUCUGAAAACCUCCCUGUUGCAUCACUGUUAUGAGUGGCAGGACAAGUUCACACAGCUGCUCAGCCUGAUGGCCACCACCAGCCUCAAAGAGCUGCACAGCUUCCUGCAAGACAAUGCUAAAAGGCUAAGACAGCCCCCUCAGACACUUGUGGAGCUAGAGGAGAGCCUGCAGCUGCUGGAGACUCUCCAAGUAGACCUAGUCAAGACAGAGGCUCAGAUCCCUCUCAUUCAUGAACAGUUUGCAGUCCUGGACAAAUAUGAGUUCACAAUAGAACAGCCUAUGAGGGACCUGCUGAAUGUUCUGAAUGAGGAGUGGGCGUGGUUCCAGCAGGUGAUGAUUGACAGCGAUAUCAUGCUGAAUAAGGACAAGGACAAGUUCAAGAACCGCCUCGUUCUCUCAGCUGAGGAAUUCAAGAAGAAAACACAGGCCGCCUUGCAGGAGUUUAACAGGACAGGUCCGUUUGACAGUGCACUGAGCAGUGAGUUGGCUUUCGAGCAGAUCUUGGUGUUCCGCAGCCAGCUGGACACCCUGAAACAGGAGGAUGCCACCAUCCGCCAUGGCCUGGGCCUCUUCAAGAUGAGCCAGCCUCCUUCCCAUGAUAUUGAGUGCAUGGAGAAGGACCUAAACUAUCUCCAGCAGGUGUGGGAGAUCACAAAGGAGUGGGACUCCAACUGGAUUAAGUGGAAAACAGGCCAGUUUGCCACCCUGCAGACAGAGACCAUGGAGAGCACCACACAAGCCAUGUUUAAGAAGCUCCACAAACUCAGCCGAGAACUCAAGGACAAGCAGUGGGACAUAGUGGAUUUUUCCAAGAACCAGAUCGACAAGUUCAAGAGGACCAUCCCUCUCAUCACUGACCUCAGAAAUCCUGCCUUGAGAGACAGGCACUGGAACCAGAUCCAGCAUGAGCUGCAGUGUUCCUUCAAUCAGAGCAGUGCUGAGUUCACCCUGGAGAAGAUUGCCUCCCUGGCCCUGGACCAACAUGCAGACAGGAUCUCUGAAAUCUCUGGGGCCGCCAGCAAAGAGCACUCCAUAGAGCAGGGUCUUCAGGGCAUCGCUAGGACCUGGGAGGACAUGUCCCUGGACAUCGCACCUUACAAAGACAAAGGCCAUUACCGCCUGAGCGGGACCGAGGAAGUGUUCCAGGCCCUGGAGGACGACCAGGUCACCCUAUCCACCUUAAAGGCAUCUCGCUUUGUCAAGGCCUUUGAGAAGGAGGUGGACCAUUGGGAACGCCGCCUCUCCCUGGUGGUGGAGGUCAUUGAGAUGAUACUAACUGUGCAGCGUCAGUGGAUUUACCUGGAGAACAUCUUCCUGGGAGAGGACAUAAGGAAGCAGCUGCCUCGGGAAUGCAAGGAAUUUGAGGACAUCAACUCCAGCUGGAAGACAAUCAUGGACUGGCUCCACAAAGACAGCAAUGCCCUGAGGGGGACACACCACCCCAGCCUGCUUGAGAAGCUUUGGCAAAUGAAUAGCAAGCUGGAGGAGAUCCAAAAGACACUGGACAUGUACCUGGAGACCAAGAGAAGGAUCUUCCCCAGGUUCUACUUCCUGUCCAACGAGGACCUGCUGGAGAUCCUGGGGCAGUCACGCAACCCCAGUGCUGUACAGCCCCACCUCAAGAAGUGCUUUGACAACAUCAGGAGUCUGCGCAUCUCAAAGGUGGGAAUCGGCAGCAAUAAAUCUGAGGCCAAUGGGAUGUUCUCUGCUGAUGGGGAGUUCGUCCAGUUUACCCAUUCUGUAUCUCUGGAGAGACCUGUUGAGAUCUGGCUUUGUGACAUUGAGAAGAGCAUGCAGAGUACACUGAGAGACUGCCUGAGACACUGCCGUUUAGCCCUCAAGAAGAUGACAGGGAAGAGAGACAAAUGGGUCAGAGACUGGCCCGGACAGAUGGCGAUCACAGCCAGUCAAAUUCAGUGGACCACUGAUGUCACCAAAUCACUGAUGACCAGCAAGGAGUGUACUGACAAGUCUGCUCUCAAGUCCAUGAAAAAGAAACAGGCGUCCAUGCUUCACCAGUAUUCAGCAGCCAUUCGUGGGAACCUUUCCAAGAUCCUGCGUCUGAAGAUUGUGGCUCUGGUCAUAGUGGAGGUCCAUGCCCGCGAUGUCAUUGACAAGCUGGAGAAAGUGGGCUGUAACGACAUCAGUGCCUUUGACUGGCUGUGCCAGCUACGGCUCUACUGGGAGAAGGACAUGGAUGACUGCAUUAUACGACAGACCAACACACACUUCAAGUAUGGUUAUGAGUAUCUGGGCAACUCUGGAAGGCUGGUCAUCACCCCCCUCACUGACAGGUGUUACAUGACACUGACCACAGCACUCUACCUUCACCGUGGGGGCUCUCCAAAAGGUCCUGCCGGCACAGGGAAGACAGAGACAGUCAAGGACCUGGGCAAGGCUCUGGGGAUGUAUGUCAUUGUUGUCAACUGCUCUGAAGGACUUGACUACAAGUCCAUGGGACGCAUGUACUCUGGCCUGGCCCAGACAGGAGCCUGGGGCUGCUUUGAUGAGUUUAACCGUAUCAACAUUGAGGUGCUCUCAGUGGUUGCUCAGCAGAUCCUCUCCAUCCUGUCUGCUCUCUCAGCUGCACACACCAGCUUCGUUUUUGAAGGACAGGAGAUACGCCUCAUCUGGUCAUGUGGCAUCUUCAUUACCAUGAACCCUGGCUACGCUGGUCGCACUGAGCUACCAGACAACCUCAAGUCCAUGUUCAGACCCAUCGCCAUGGUUGCACCUGAUUCCACUCUCAUCGCUGAGAUUACGCUUUUUGGAGAGGGCUUCAACAACUGCAGGGUCCUGGCUAAGAAGGUGUUCACUCUCUACUCUCUGGCGGUGCAGCAGCUCUCCAAACAGGACCACUAUGACUUUGGCCUACGUGCGCUUACUUCCUUGCUUCGCUACGCUGGCAAGAAGAGACGGACCUGCCCCAAUCUGGCUGGGGAAGAGAUCCUGCUAAUGUGUAUGAAGGACAUGAACAUCGCCAAGCUGACGUCUGCUGACCUGCCACUUUUCAAUGGUAUCAUCCUGGACUUGUUCCCUGCUGUGGAAACCCCAUCCAUGGACUAUGGCAAGCUAAGGGAGACUGUUGAGGAGGUGCUUCAGCAGAGCGGCCUGCAGGUGACUCCUCUUACCAUGAGCAAGGUCAUCCAGCUGUAUGAGACCAAAAACUCCAGGCACUCCUCAAUGCUGGUGGGCAAGUCUGGCAGCGGCAAAACUGUCACCUGGAGGACCUUGCAGAAGGCCCUCACUGCCUUGCACCGCAAGGGAGUGGCGGGUUUCCAGUUGGUCCGGGUGUACCCGCUGAAUCCCAAGGCGGUGAGCCUGGGAGAGUUAUACGGGGAGAAUGACCUCUCCACCAAUGAGUGGACUGACGGAGUGCUGUCCUCCCUCAUGAGAGCUGCCUGUGCAGAUGAGAAGCCAGAUGAGAAAUGGAUUGUGUUCGACGGGCCUGUGGACACACUCUGGAUUGAGAGCAUGAACUCAGUCAUGGACGACAACAAGGUGCUCACCCUCAUCAAUGGAGAGAGAAUAUCUAUGCCUGAAGAGGUGUCUCUGCUGUUUGAGGUGGAGAACUUGGCGGUGGCCUCUCCAGCUACAGUGUCCCGCUGCGGGAUGGUCUACAACGACUACUCCGAUUUAGGAUGGAAGCCCUACGUUCAUUCCUGGCUUCACAACAGACCCAAGGCUGAGGUGGACCAUCUGAAGCGACUGUUUGAGAAGUUCACAGAGAAAACGCUGGCUUUUAAGAAGAGCAACUGUAAGGAACUGGUCCCCAUUACAGAGCUCAAUGGGGUCACAUCUCUCUGCCGCCUCUACGAUGCCCUGGCCACACCUAACAACGGGGUGAACCCAUUGGAGGGAGAAUACCAUGGCCAGAUGGUGGAGCUCUGGUUCAUCUUCAGCCUCAUCUGGUCCAUCUUUGCUGCUGUUGAUGAGGACGGACGCAAGAAGGUUGACUACUUCCUACGGGAGAUGGAGGGCACCUUCCCCAACAAGGACACGGUCUAUGAGUAUUAUGUGGACACCAAAAACAAAUGCUGGGCUUCUUUUGAAGAGAAGCUGCCAAAGGGCUGGCGUUAUACUGCCAAAGCUCCAUUCUAUAAGAUCAUGGUUCCAACAGUGGACACCAUCAGGUAUAAUUUCCUAGUCAAGGCUCUGGUGAUUGGUCAGUACCCAGUGCUGCUAACUGGACCAGUGGGCACAGGGAAGACAUCUUUGGCCCAGACCGUCUUACAAAGCUUGGACACCUCCAGUUGGGCCGUACUCACAGUCAACAUGUCCUCCCAGACCACCUCUAAUGAUUUGCAAGUCAUCAUCGAGAGCCGAGUGGAGAAGAGAACCAAGAGCGUGUAUGUGCCGGCAGGUGGGAAGCGCAUGCUCUGCUUCCUGGAUGACCUGAACAUGCCAGCAUAUGACCAGUUCGGCUCCCAGCCACCACUAGAGCUGUUGCGCCUCUGGGUCGACUACGGCUUCUGGUACGACCGGAAGAAACAAACCCUUAAGUGUGUCAAGGACAUGUUCUUGUUAGCGUCCAUGGGGCCCCCUGGUGGGGGGAGGACUCACAUCUCUGGCCGCCUACAGAGUUGCUUCAACCUCAUCAACAUGACCUCCCCUGCUGAGUCUCAGAUCAAGUGCAUCUACGGCACCAUGAUCAGCCAGAAGCUCCAGGAGUUUGAGGAGAGGGUGAAGCCUAUCGGAGAGGUCCUGACUCAGGCCACCUUAGAGCUCUACUAUGCCGUUGUAGCACGCUUCCUGCCCACCCCUGCCAAGAUACACUACCUCUUCAACCUCAGGGACAUCUCCAAGGUUUUUCAGGGCCUGAUGCGAGCUCACAGAGACUUCCAUGACACCAAGCAGAGCAUCACCAGACUUUGGAUCCAUGAGUGCUUCAGGGUUUUCUCUGAUCGGCUCAUAGACCACAGUGAUGCCGAGGCCUUUGUUGGUCUGCUGGCUGAAAAACUGGCAUCAGUCUUCGAUCUCACCUACCAUAACAUCUGCCCCAACAGACAACCUCCAGUGUUUGGUGACUUCAUGCAGGAGCCUCGUGUGUAUGAGGAUCUGCUGGACACAAGGAAGCUGAAGACCUUCAUGGAGACCCAGCUGGAGGAUUACAACCUGACACCUGGUGUAGUGCCAAUGAGCCUGGUGCUCUUCAAAGAUGCCACUGAGCACAUAACCCGUGUGGUGCGUGUGAUCAGCCAGCCCAGAGGCAACAUGCUGCUGGUUGGUGUUGGGGGGUCAGGCAGACAGAGUCUGUCAAAGAUGGCCGCCUACAUCUGUGAGUACCAAGUGUUCCAGGUGGAGGUCACUAAACAGUACCGCAAACAGGAGUUCAGAGACGAUAUCAAAAGGCUGUAUCGUCUGACCGGUGUGGACAACAAGCCCACCGUGUUUCUGUUCAACGACACCCAGAUUGUAGUUGAGUCCUUCCUGGAAGACAUUAACAACAUCCUGAGUUCUGGAGAGGUGCCAAACCUGUACAAGCAGGACGAGUUUGAUGAGGUGUGUAGCGCCUUGUCAGACUCUGCCAGGAGGGACAAUGUGACAGAAACGCAUGACGCCAUGUUCGCCUACCUGAUAGAGCGAGUCAGGAACAACCUGCACAUCGUGCUCUGUAUGAGUCCAGUGGGUGAGCCCUUCAGGAACCGUAUUCGUCAGUACCCGGCAUUGAUCAACUGCACCACCAUCGACUGGUUCUGUGAGUGGCCCAGAGACGCACUGCUAGAGGUGGCUGAGCGGUACCUGGAUGGACUGGCUCUGGGUUCAGCAGAGGGGAUCCAGACCAAGGUGGCUAGUAUCUUUGUGACCAUUCACCAGUCGGUGGCCCAAUUCUCCCAGAAGAUGAAAGUGGAGCUGAGGAGACACAACUAUGUGACCCCUACCAACUACCUGGAGCUGGUGUCUGAAUAUAAGAAACUGCUGGCAGAGAAGCGCAGCGAACUAGGGGAGCAGCUUAACAAACUGCGCAAUGGCCUGUCAAAGAUCGACGAUACCCGGGAGAAGGUAGAGACCAUGUCAGUAGAGCUGGAGGAGGCCAAGAAGAAGGUGGCUGAGUUUCAGAAGCAGUGUGAGGAGUACCUGGUUGUCAUCGCCCAACAGAAGAGGGAGGCUGAUGAGCAGCAGAAGGCUGUAAGUGCCCAUAGUGAAAAGAUCGGCGCAGAGGAGGUGAAAUGUAAGGCCAUGGCUGAAAAUGCCCAGAGAGACCUGGACGAAGCCCUGCCUGCCCUGGAGGAGGCUAUGAAGGCCCUGGAGUCUCUGAAUAAAAAGGACAUGACUGAGAUCAAGUCAUAUGGCCGUCCCCCAGCACUGGUGGAGACGGUGAUGCAGGCUGUCAUGAUCCUCCAGGGCAAGGAGCCCACCUGGGCAGAGGCUAAGAGGCAGCUGGGUGAGGGGAACUUCAUCAAGACACUGGUUCACUUUGACAAGGACAACAUCUCGGACGGCGUACUGAAAAAAAUAGGCGUGUACUGCACCCAGGCUGACUUCCAGCCAGAGAUCAUUGGCAGGGUGUCACUGGCCGCCAAGUCCCUCUGCAUGUGGGUCAGAGCCAUGGAGGUAUACGGACGUAUUUACAGGGUGGUGGAGCCGAAGCGCAUCCGCGUGCAUGAAGCCAUGGCACAGCUGGCAGAGAAACAAGCCGCCCUGGUAGAGGCCCAGAGGAAACUACGAGAGGUUGGUGAGAAACUAGAACAGCUGAAAAGGCAGUAUGAUGAGAAGCUGGCUACCAAAGAGGAUUUGAGGAGAAAGUUGCAGGAUACAGAACUCAAAUUGGAACGUGCAGGGGAACUGGUAUCUGGACUGGCUGGGGAAAGGGCCCGCUGGGAAGAGACAGUGGCUGGUCUCGAGGAGAACAUGGGCUACCUGGUGGGAGACUGUCUGCUGGCUGCCUCCUGUCUCUCCUACAUGGGACCCUUUCUGUCCAACUACAGGGACGAGCUAUUAGCCAUCUGGAUAAAGGAGGUGCGUGAGUUAGAGGUACCAUGUUCUCCAAGGUUUUCUUUUGCGAUGUUUCUGUCCAAACCCACUGUGGUGAGAGACUGGAACAUCCAAGGCCUCCCCUCAGAUGCCUUCUCCACUGAAAACGGGGUCAUUGUCACCCGCAGUAACCGAUGGCCACUGGUGGUGGACCCCCAAGGUCAAGCUCUGAAGUGGAUCAAGAAUAUGGAGAUGAAGAGAGGUCUGAAGGUGAUAGACCUGCAGAUGCCUGACUUCCUGUGGACGCUGGAGAACGCAGUCCAGUUUGGGAACCCAGUUCUACUGCAAAAUGUCCAGGAGGAACUUGACCCCUCACUGGCACCCAUACUCAACAAGUCCCUCACACAAAUCGGUGGCAGACUGCUGAUGAAGCUUGGUGAUAGGGAGGUGGAGUACAGUCCAGAGUUCCGUUUUUACAUCACCACCAAGCUGUCCAACCCCCACUACACCCCCGAGAUUUCCGGCAAGACCACUAUUGUCAACUUUGCUGUCAAGGAGCAGGGUCUAGAGGCCCAGCUGCUUGGCAUCGUGGUGCGUAAGGAGCGUCCAGAGCUGGAGGAGCAGAAAGUUUCUUUGGUGAUCAACAUUGCCUCUAGCAAGAGAAAAUUGCAGGAGCUAGAGGAUGAGAUCCUCAGGCUGUUGAAUGAGGCCACAGGCUCCCUCCUGGAUGACGCGCAGCUGGUGAAUACCCUGCAGACAUCCAAGGUGACAGCCAGUGAGGUGUCCGUCCAACUGAAGAGCAGCGAGCAGACUGAGAUCAAGAUUGACGCUGCCCGAGAGGGUUACCAUCCGUGUGCCCAGCGUGCAUCCAUCCUGUUCUUUGUGUUGAAUGACAUGAGCCGCAUUGAUCCUAUGUACCAGUUCUCCCUUGAUGCCUACAUCGAUCUUUUCAACCUCAGCAUGGAGAAAAGCAGGCGCAGCCACAAGCUAGAGGAGAGGAUUGCCAGCCUCAAUGACUACCACACCUAUGCUGUGUACAGGUACACCUGUCGUGGUCUUUUUGAGGCCCAUAAACUGCUCUUCAGCUUUCAUUUGUGCGCUAAGAUCAUGGAGGUGGCUGGCAAGCUCAACAUGGACGAGUACAGCUUUUAUCUCCGGGGGGGGCUGGUGUUGGACAAGGAGGGUCAGAUGCGCAACCCUUGUACCAGCUGGCUGGCCGACUCCAGCUGGGACAACAUCACAGAACUGGACAAGCUCCCCAACUUCCAUGGCAUCAUGGCCUCCUUUGAGCACUACCCCAGAGACUGGAACCAGUGGUACAUCAGCCCUGAGCCAGAGAAGGCUGAGCUACCAGGUGAGUGGGAGAGCAGCUGUAACGAGCUCCAGAGGAUGCUGAUCGUACGCUCGCUACGUCAGGACCGCGUCUCCUCCUGUGUCACCUCCUUCAUCGUUAACAACCUGGGCUCCCGCUUCGUGGAGCCGCCAGUCCUCGACAUGAGAGCCGUCAUGGAAGACUCUACCACCAGGACUCCUCUGAUCUUUGUGCUGUCACCCGGUGUUGACCCCACAGGAGCCCUCAUGCAGCUGGCAGAGGCCUCAGAUAUGGGCAAGCGCUUCCACACCCUCUCCCUGGGCCAGGGACAGGCACCCAAUGCCACACGCAUGAUCGAGGAGGGAGUCAAGAACGGUCACUGGGUGUUCCUGGCCAACUGUCACUUGUCUUUGUCUUGGAUGCCUGAGCUGGACAAGCUGGUAGAGCAACUCCAGGUACAGGAGCCCCACCCAGACUUCAGGCUGUGGCUCAGUUCCUCGCCACACCCUGACUUCCCCAUUGCCAUCCUGCAGGCAGGCAUCAAGAUGACCACAGAGCCACCCAAGGGUGUGAAGGCCAACAUGAAGCGUCUUUACAAUCUGCUGACAGAGGCUCAGUUCACCCGGUGCUCGCGGCCCCAUCUCUACAGGAAGCUGCUAUUCUCCCUUUGCUUCUUUCACAGCGUACUGCUGGAAAGGAAGAAAUUCCUACAGCUGGGUUGGAACAUCGUCUAUGGAUUCAAUGACUCAGACUUUGAGGUGAGUGAGAGCCUUCUGAGUUUGUACCUGGAUGAGUAUGAGGAAAUUCCCUGGGACGCCCUAAAGUACCUGAUUGCUGGGGUCAACUAUGGCGGUCACGUGACUGAUGACUGGGACAGUCGCCUGCUCACCACCUACAUCAACGCCUACUUCUGUGAUGCUGCCGUCAGCCAGCCCUUCUUCCAGCUCUCCUCCUUGCUUUCCUACUACAUCCCCCGGGAUGGCCCCCAGUCCUCCUACCAGGAGUACAUAAGCCAGCUGCCACCCAACGAGCAUCCCGAGGUGUUUGGCCAGCACCCCAAUGCCGACAUUGCCAGCCAGAUCGCCAAGACCCAUACUCUGUUCGAUACACUGCUCUCUCUGCAGCCCCAGGUCACCAGCCCCACCGCUGCAGGCACCAGACCUGGCCGAGAGGACAAGGUUCUGGAGCUGUCAGCUGACGUGCUUGAGAAGAUCCCUGCGUUGAUUGACUAUGAAGGCACCAGGACCCUCCUGCAAGACAACUCCUCCCCUCUCAAUAUGGUGCUCCUGCAGGAGAUCCAGAGAUACAAUGGCCUGCUGCAGACCAUCAUGUCUUCCCUGGUAGACUUGGAGAAAGGGAUCAAAGGUUUGAUGGUGAUGUCAUCAAGCUUGGAGGAGACCUUCAACUGCAUCUACGAUGCCCACGUACCACCUCUAUGGGAGAAGGCGUACCCAUCUUUGAAGCCCCUGGCAUCGUGGACCAGGGACCUGUGCCAGCGAGUGGAGCAGUUUGCACGUUGGGCAGAGACGGCCCACCCCCCCAUCCUUUUCUGGCUGUCCGGCUUCACCUUCCCCACCGGCUUCCUCACCGCUGUACUGCAGUCAUCUGCACGACAGCACAAUGUAUCGGUGGACACGCUGUCCUGGGAGUUUACUGUGGCCACGGUGGAUGACAAGAACCUCCUCGUCCCGCCCAAGGACGGCGUGUUCAUCCGGGGCUUGUACCUAGAGGGCGCAGGCUGGGACAAGAAGAAUGCCUGCCUGGUGGAGGCCAAGCCCAUGCAGCUGGUCUGCCCCAUCCCCACCAUCCACUUCAAACCUGUGGAAAACCGCAAGAAGACGGCAAAGAGCACCUACGUAUGUCCAUGCUACUACUUCCCUGUGCGUGCGGGCGGUGCCGGCCAUGCAUCCUUCGUGGUUGGGGUGGAUCUGAAAUCUGGAGCUGUAACUGCAGACCACUGGAUCAAGAGGGGGACUGCCUUGCUCAUGAGCCUUGAUAACUAA
Messenger RNA from Lampris incognitus (smalleye Pacific opah), 13254 nucleotides. It is a transcript of the gene dnah2, whose product is annotated as dynein, axonemal, heavy chain 2. Gene Ontology annotation, biological process: microtubule-based movement. NCBI's taxonomy places the organism in Eukaryota, Metazoa, Chordata, Actinopteri, Lampriformes, Lampridae. The coding region runs from base 1 to 13254 and encodes 4417 amino acids. Gene Ontology annotation, molecular function: dynein light intermediate chain binding; dynein intermediate chain binding; minus-end-directed microtubule motor activity. Gene Ontology annotation, cellular component: dynein complex. The transcript has 87 exons. The record is from RefSeq and is a predicted model, not a curated record.